Funneliformis geosporum is the source of this 192-nucleotide messenger RNA. Lineage: Eukaryota; Fungi; Glomeromycota; Glomeromycetes; Glomerales; Glomeraceae. The record is from the annotation of a GenBank genome assembly.
AUGUCAAGGCAAUACACUGUUGAAAAAGAGACAUUUCAAUAUGCGAAGUUUGAUUAUCAGAAAUUGGCAGACGUUGAAAUUAUUCCCAAUGAUAUGAUGAUGCAACUGAAUACCAGGAAGGGGAUAGAUCCUGGAGUUUACCAAGAUUACAUCAAUUGUCAAAGUGUAACAAUCUUUAAUCUUGAUCGAUUG